UACUGACAACAGCUAAACUAAACUUCACUUGGAUUGGUCUGGGAGACCACGACAACGAUGGUAUCUAUGCGUGGGUGGACGGGACCUCUCAUCGAUUCACUCGCUGGGAUUUCAUUCAGACACCAGCCAAAGGGCGUCAAUGUAUUGUACUGGGUUUGGAUUUUGAAUGGAGAUAUAUCUCAUGUGAUAGAGGUCAGAGUUUUGUGUGCAAGAGAAAACUUCGAGACUUGACCACCUAUGAACUCGUCUUUCGUUAUAUGAACAAACUAUGGACCGACAAACUUUACAGCCCGCAAGAACUUCGUUACCAGGCUCUGAAGUCUCACAUCGAGAACGCGAUAUUCGAGACCUAUCGAGACGCAGAUUGGUUUAAUGGCCUUGAUUUUAGAGGUUUCAGAAAAAGUGAUCAAGAUAAAAUCGAGGCUAUUACUCGCAUCAGCUUUACUCCAGACGACGACGCCCCUGUCGAUCCUAUCGAGAAAUUGAGGAACAAACUACAAGGUGCUAGUGCAGAUGGCAACUCCCAAAAACGUGCGACGAUCAGGGGGGUGCUGUUUGGUGAGCCAGUGGAAUUGGUUAAAGUUGAGCUUAUCGUUGAUCAACAGCAAAAUUGUCCAAGCUACUGCAUCCCGCAACAAUGUCAACCCGUGGCUUGCAAUCCAUCGUGCUGCAUGACCCAAUAUGGAAACGCGCAAGGUUAUAUGGGAUAUAACCAACGACCAGGCUACCCAGGUUACCCUUAUCAACGAGGUUAUUAUGGUAGUCAAGGCUACCGUGGUUACCAAGGAUACCGAAGAGGCUAUCCGGGUGACAUUCGAUAUUCCAGUUAUUCUAGAUAUCCAGGUUAUUUACGCAGUUAUCCCCGGUACCCAUCCUACUCACGUUAUCCGACCUAUUCACGCUAUCCCGGGUAUGCCGGAUAUCCUGGGUAUACCGGGUAUUCAGGUUCUCCAUUACAACUGAGCUUUCAUGACAAACCAAAACCAUCAGAGAAAAAGUCCAAGCAAACGAAAUCAAAAGAUGAAGAUGACACACCACCUCCUGUAGAGACGCCAUCAGUAAACCUGCAACAACAGAAAAGACCACAACAAAAUCCAUAUCAACAGUACUAUCAAUCAUACUAUCCGCAGUAUAGACAAUUUAACCCAUACCAAAAUUAUCAAAACUACCGGAGGAUGUACCCUUAUAGCUACCCACAAGGCUAUCCACAGGGAGGGUACCCACAGGGAGGGUACCCACGGUCGGUUUAUGGUACUUAUGGACAGGGUUAUGCAUACAAUGGAUAUCAAGGUAAUCCUAUCAGAAAACACGUUAACAAGCGACCACCACAAUCACCACCCCCAGCCCCAGCCCCUAAACCAAUAGCAGUCCGUACGUACAGCGACUACUACUCUGGAUACACACGGGGGUACCCACAGUAUGGAUAUGGUCAAAUGCCUCCAUCAAAUCCUUACCAAUAUUCAGGGACAGUUGGCGGUUACCAGUACUCUCUGAUGGGACGAUCUUGUAUUGGCGAAUGCUUAAACUCAUGUGCACCUCAAUGUCCUCAACAGUGUUGUACUCGAGCACAUGUCAGACCGCAACCAAUAAAGUAAUAUUUAGACGUCGUAUUUAACGUGGGCUAUAAGUGGACCUAAUACUAAUUUACGAUGCUCAAGUCUCUACUGGCACAAUGACCAAAAUGCGGUCUGAACUUAUCUCAACAGAGAACGAGCUCCUGAUUAUCAACGACAUGGAAAACAGUAAAAAAAACAUUCACUGGCACAUUUUCCAUCGAUUUUUCAUGAAGCAGACGAUGUCAUUGCUGAAUUCUUGACCAUAUCUGAGAUCGUUAAGGCAGGCAAAACGGCGAAAACUCCAAAAUAUUUUCGAUACUAGAUCACCAGUAAUAAAAGCAUGAAAUAGGUGCGACGAUUUAUGCCUAAUUUUGUAUUUUUAUUUAUCUGAUCAACACUAUUUACCUGACUUUUAGCUUUUACUUUUCCACGCGAUUUUUGUUUGCGCUCGAUAUAAGAGGCAUUACUUGUUUUUCUGUAGUACUGAGCUAGAUGAUUCAAAUGAUUUCAGUUUUCGUGGAUUGUAAACACAGAUGAUGAAAUGUAUAUACAAAGAAACACGAUCGAAUAAAGAUAAUGACAUUGGC
Exaiptasia diaphana is the source of this 2143-nucleotide messenger RNA. Its product is annotated as calcium-binding protein P-like. The transcript has 6 exons. Lineage: Eukaryota; Metazoa; Cnidaria; Anthozoa; Actiniaria; Aiptasiidae. The coding region runs from base 258 to 1595 and encodes 445 amino acids. The record is from RefSeq and is a predicted model, not a curated record.